Molecule: messenger RNA, 3288 nt
Organism: Pomacea canaliculata
Lineage: Eukaryota; Metazoa; Mollusca; Gastropoda; Architaenioglossa; Ampullariidae
Product: galactoside 3(4)-L-fucosyltransferase-like
Exons: 6
Coding region: 222-1694 (490 amino acids)
Cellular component (GO): membrane
Molecular function (GO): alpha-(1->3)-fucosyltransferase activity
Source: RefSeq, a predicted model, not a curated record
GCCAGCCCCGACCAGCUGCCGGCAUUUUAUGGAAGGUCAACUGAGAACUUAAACCUUCGUGUUCAGAGGUAGUUCAGGUAUAUUAACUUUUGUCUCCGUGCACUGUGUCGACAGUGAUGUUGUGGCUUGUUGACCAUUAAACAUUCUGCUUUUCAAAUACAAGGAUAGUCAUCUUUGGUGCGCGGAUUUACUUUAUAAAAAUUUAUCGAAAGUCAACAGUUAUGAAGAUCGUGUAUUUCCUGACCACUCUUGUGUGUGGGUGUUUAAUAUGGAUUCUAGUACUGAACUCUUUCAACCAGAAAUCUUUGAACGAACCCAAACCUGACACAGUUGUAAGAUUUACGCCUUCCUCGAGUUAUCCCUGUAUAAACAUGAGCAUUCAGAAUGAUGUCUCUCUCCGUUAUUUCCAACCCCAGCCUUUUGUUUUGAACCUGGAGCUGCCAGUGUGGCAGAGAUUCCAGAAGAGCCAAGGUGUCCUCGGGUACACGGUCCCCCUCGAUAGGUCCCAACGAGGGGCAGAGACCAACAAGACGUAUGAAGAAGUUCAGACAUCUGACCACUGGCCAAAACUGUCUAAGAAUUUCUACAAGAACCCGAUUCCAGAGAGUCCCUUUCAUCCAGAUCACACCAUUCGGUGGGAGUUUGAUGCCAGUGAGCUACUCAAGAGAGAUGAUGUCGUGAAUAAGCCACCGAAAAUCAUCACCUGGAUGAAAAAGCCCCGCCAUAUUCCAGAUCUUCCGGAACCUGUGCGCCUGCGCGUGUGUCCGGAAAUGCCUUGUCGUCUGACUUCUAACACAUCAUUUCAAGGGCAGAGCCAAGCUCUCGUGUGGGCUGGAGAACUGAUGACAGAAAGAGAACCACCAAAAAGAUCGCAUCCAGAUCAGGUUUUUGUGUUUCACGACCUUGAACCCCCGAGGUCCAGCUGGGUGUGUUCUUCCACAUUCCGCCUGGACCCCUGGAAGUCGGCCUUUAACUGGACCAUGCAUUACAGGUUUGACGCCGACAUUCUCAGUCUCCAUGGCCUGGUGGUCAAGCGAAGACGUCCAGUCAAGCGGAACUACACGGACAUCCUGGCCAAGAAGACCAAGUUCGCUGCCUGGGCUGUCAGCAGUGUUAUAGAUCAAAGCAGACGGAAAGAGUUCGCCGCCAUGCUGCAGAAGUACAUCCCCAUCGACAUCUUCGGGGAAAGUUCUGCACACAGAUGUCCUCGAGACCAAGACGACGCCUGUUUUCAGACAUUCAGCAGGGACUACAAGUUCUACCUGGGUUUUGAAAGCUCUUUGUGUAAGGACUACAUAUCCGAGAAAUUCUUCCGCUAUCUGAACUUAGACACGGUGCUGGUUGCACGAGGCAGUAACGAAUACAACUUCCACGCUCCUCAAAACAUCUUCAUCAACACGGCGGACUUUGCAACAGUCAAAGACCUCGCCGACUACCUUCUGCACCUCGACAAACACCCCGAAGAGUACCUUGAGAUUCUGAAGGCCAAGGACGAGUACGAGGUUCUGUUCGAGGACUACCCGUUGCGUUAUGGUGACGGGCAAGUGUUCUUCAUGCAUUACCAGUACGAGGCCACAGCUUUCUGUGAGAUGUGUCGCCGCCUGUGGAACCUGGACUCCUACAGACAGACCAUUCCGGACAUACGGAAGUGGGUUGAGAAAGAGCUGUGUUAUGAGGCUACAGACUUACGCUAACAAUGUGUAGAAUUUUGUAAAAAAUUUUGUAACUUUUUAAAAAAUCAUCUUCCUGUCUCAUUGCCCAUCGCUAUUUUUGUCUUAAAAAUCAUUUCAUAAGAAAUUGUUUGAUGAGACAGACACAAUUGUGUGUGUUAGCUUUGAUAGCUGCACUUGUUUCACAAAGAAAGAGAAAAUCUAGAUAUUUAAGUCAAUUAUUGUUUACAUACAUAUAUAUACACAUAAAUUUAUUUAUGUGUUUUUGUUAAAGAUGAGGUGAUAAACUGCAUUGUCUAUAGAUUAAAUGUUGGAGCACCAUUCUCUAACCAGUUAGUUUACACGUAGUCAAGGCAAGGAGAACACAUUCACACUUCCAUUGACAUUCUUGUUAUAAAAGACAAACGAUUGCUGGCAGUCAAGACUGGUACAAUCUACUUUUGAAGGUUACUGACAGAGACCAGGCCCCUGAGCCUAAGCAAAGAUUACAAUAAUUUAUUGUUCGUGGACAUUAGGAUAUAGUCUCCCAAAUAAACAAUUGAGUAAAUAAAGUAGGCCUGAUUGUUUGGACUUUGGCCACAUAAAGUUACCGAUGGCAUCAUGAGUGUUCUCCAACAUACAUAAGCUAAUAACAACACAUCCAAGAUAUCCCUAGCCUCAGGCAAGAGUAAACUGAAAUGAGUUGAACGUCAAGGUGUGGUAGCCUCGAGGCAGGGGAAUAUAAGGACUAUGUCGAGUCCCCUGUGGAGGUACAGCAAGUGUCUGGCAGGGAACCGUGGUACGAUUGCUGGAAGGGAACCGUGGUAUGAUUGCUGGAGCCGCUGAUGCCGUACCACAUCGUCUCUUGACGUCACGCAUCAACGGACUAGGUCCCCCACUGCUCUGUCCUGUCAGGGUGGACGAUGAGACCGACGGACCAGGAAAGGCUCGUGAGGAAGACAGCAUCACACAGACACAUUGCAGAAAGCGGGACCUAGUAUGUCGGGCAACAAUGAGCAGCCAUCGCCUCCUUCCCUGCCCAGUCCAGACAUGUAAUCACGUGAUGCAAUCAGCAUUUGUACCGCACGGUGGACUUUGGGUACAAAAAGUAGUUCCGUAGUAAAAAGUAGUAAGUCCUAAUUUUCCUAGAAUUACCUCUACAUUUGUAAUAAUAUGAAUACAGUAACUACUUUCAUAGAGGUAACAAAUGUAAUAGGAAUAUUUAUUUGAAAGAAUAAAAUGUUUACUAAAAGCAGUCUCAUGGGUGGACAAGCAUGAACAGUCCCAAAAGCGAAUCCACGUUCAGUUGCCAAAAAGAAGUGCAAAACUUUUUAUAUAAAUACAUGUCUCACUUGCGUUCGUUGUGUGGCAGGUGAACACAAAAAGUGCCAUUACCUGUUGGCUGCUAUUCACCCUUUCGCUGCUGACACCUUUCAUGUUUCCUACCUUCACCUUCUUGCACCUCCUCUACACUGUGAUAUUAGUCCUGUGAAACCGGUGAUACUAUUGCAUUGUUUGUUAUAUGUUAUAUCUAUUCUUAGAAUGGUUUAUCCUACACUAUGGUAAAUUUUAAAAGAUAUUUACAAAUCCAAGUAAUUAGAGUUGCCAUUUUUAAUCCAAUAAAUAAACUUUUUUUCCC